UUUCAAACAGCUGCUUUAUCCGAAAAAAAAUAUACCCAGCAACAAGCAUGAGACCUCAGUCCCAAAAAUAACCCGCCUGGAGGUCACAUCAACUCAUAAUCAACAUGAGAGAUGAUGCCAAGACCGCAGGUGCCACCAACCCGGAUUAAAAUCGUGACUACAUUUCCAGCAUAGUCUAUUAUUUAAGCAAAGACCCUCAUAAAGCCCCUCGAAAUAAAGCCCCCGUGCCUAUAUGACGCAGCAAGGCUCUCCACAAAGCUGAUAGCCAUAUUAAAGGCAGCCGCCCUCCACCCACCCAUCAAUCUGAUGUGAAGAUCGAAAAUAGGAGGGCUUACAUGACUCUGCUCCACCACACUGGAGGGCGAGGAAACGCGUGGCAUCUUCCAGCAUCAGCACUGCCACGGUGCAGUGAACAGCAUCAUCCAUGCGUUUACCUCACAACAGCGGACAAUAAGCAGGAUAUACACGCGCUUUUUCCCGGGAUUUGAGCAGAAUCUGCGGAUGACCAGCAAUGGGGGAAUGGACCAUACUAGAGAGACUUCUGGAGGCUGCUGUCCAGCAGCACUCCACUAUGAUAGGAAGGAUCCUACUGACAGUGGUGGUGAUCUUCCGGAUUUUAAUCGUAGCUAUAGUGGGAGAGACAGUGUAUGACGACGAGCAGACCAUGUUCGUCUGUAACGCCUUACAACCGGGCUGUAACCAGGCGUGUUACGACAAGGCUUUCCCCAUAUCUCACAUCAGAUACUGGGUCUUUCAGAUCAUCAUGGUCUGCACGCCCAGCCUGUGCUUCAUCACGUACUCGGUGCAUCAGUCGGCCAAGCAGAAGGAGCGGCGAUAUUCCACCGCCACCGUCCUCCUGUCGCUGGAUAGCAAAGAGCAAGAGUCCCUGAAGCGCGAGGAGAUCAAGAGCCAAAAGAUCAAGAACACCAUCGUGAACGGAGUAACGCACAGCGUGGAUAACACCACCAAAGACCCCGAGCCCGACUGCCUGGAGGCCAAAGAGCUGAUCACGUCGAGUUCGGGCAAGCCCGUCAAGUCGAAAAUGCGUCGCCAGGAGGGCAUCUCGCGCUUCUACAUCAUUCAGAUCGUGUUCAGGAACGCGCUGGAGAUCGGCUUCCUGGUGGGCCAGUAUUUCUUGUACGGAUUCAACGUGCCCGCCGUGUACGAGUGCGACCGGUACCCGUGCAUCAAAGAGGUGGAGUGUUACGUGUCCAGGCCCACGGAGAAAACCGUGUUCCUCGUCUUCAUGUUCGCGGUGAGCGGCUUUUGCGUGGUGCUCAAUCUGGCCGAGCUCAAUCACUUGGGCUGGAGGAAGAUCAAAACGGCCGUGAGGGGCGUCCAGGCCCGAAGGAAGUCCAUCUAUGAGAUCAGGAACAAAGAUCUGCCCCGCAUGACCAUGCCCAAUUUCGGGCGCACUCAGUCCAGUGACUCUGCCUACGUGUAAUCCAGGCUGCGCAGAGAGCGCACAGAAGAAAUCAAAAAAACACCCCACGGACGAGUCCCUUCGCCGCGUAAGGUUCAUGAAAUGCAAGCAGUCGGGUAGGACGUUUUUGUUACCGUUCGUUUUAAAGACUCCAUUGACUUCAACUGUGGAUGACAAACACGUUUGUAAAACUAUACGAUGCAACUUUUGUACUCUGAGAUGUAGUAGCCUACACACAAAGAGCAAACACUGAUACCCGAAUGCGCGUUCCCUCUCCAAACGAGCUGCGGUUGCGCUUUACAUCACAGUGCCCGUGUUACACACAACGCAUGCCGAUACGAUUGAUUUAUCAUCAUCAUCAUCAUCCUUUUAUCUAAUUGCACCGGGAAACAAUAGCAGAUGAAGUACGAGUACUCAUGUCAUUGCACUGUGACAUGCGCAGUGGCAUGUGAAGCGUGACCGAAGCUGCUCAACUAAAUACUUGAAGGGAGCGAACAGAGUACGUUUUGCACUAACGAGAUGCUGCUGCCGACAGUAUCAGUUUUUGACAUCACAUUUAGUGCACAUCGGGAGAGUCUUACAGUCAACCACACAUUAACAUUUCCAUAUAUGAUUUCUCUCUUUUGGUUGCCUGUACCGCACCAUUGACCUUAACGUAGGCUACUAUAUGUGAUUCAUUACAUUGCAAAACUGCUGUCUGUCUGUCUGUCUGUCUGUCUGUAUGAGUGAAUUUGCUGCAAACGCUUAAAGUCUGUGGUUUUAUUUCAACACCAAAGCGCUUCUUUCAUUUGUGAGGUGUCUUUCCGCUUGUGUAAUCAAGUGCCAUACGUGUAUAUAAAUAUAUGCAUAUAUAAAUGCAUAUAAAAUAUAUAUAUAUCUAUAAAAAUAAUAUAUAAUCAUAUCCAUAAAGCAGAUUUAUUGCUUGAAUUAUGCUUAAUGCGUCCAGAUUUGCUUUAUCUGUAUUCGUUGUAAAUGAACUGAAAACAGCUUUUUUUUCUAUCUUUCAUUUUAAAAAGGCCAGAAAGUAAAUAAAGAGCUGGUCUUUAAUUCAUACAGGGCAGCAUCUCUUUCCUCAUCUGUAAUGACAGAACAAAUCAAACAACCUUUCUGCUGCUGUUUUCAGAUCCAGAAAUCUUUGUAAUCCAUAACAUAUGUGAUAUUAAUGUACACGAAUCAUUUAAGGAGACAGUGCUCAUCAUUGUCUGCAGUUUUUCUUCCAGUCUCGAUGCAAGUGUGUAUGACCAGACGCGUGCUUUCGUGUAUAUGACUUGUUUUUUUAUGAUAUAAGGCCUUGAUCAAAAAUGAAAUCUGGUGCAUUAUUCUAUUGUUCGAUCACGAUGAUGAUUUUUCUUUUAGUGUUGUUAAUAUUCAUUACUGUUAUUAUGCCACCACAUAUUUAUGAGAAAUCUGUGUGCCCGGAGAGGAGUCGACCUUUCUUGAGUUGUCUGCAUUUCUAAGCUUGAAGGGAAAGUAUUGCAUGUUUAAGAAUUUAUAUUCAGGAGUGAAAUCUACACGCCGUUUGCUGGGGUAUCGAUAUACCACCCCUGCCCGUACCGAUGCUUAUGAAACAACUUGUGGACACAUCUUGAAGGUCACUGGGGAUAAAGAUAGAGAGAGACUUGGAAGAACAUUGUGACUCUGUUUGGAACGGACCGUCUGGGAUCAUCCGGGGCCGGGUGUACCGCGCAACACCUGACGGGAUGACCUGGCAAAGCUGGGAUUAUAUGGAGAGCUCUGGUACGGACACAUCAGACUGAACUCGUGGGGGAUUUAAGGGGGAGGGAGCUGGGGAACGGAAAGACAACUGAAGAAAUAUGAACCGCUUGGCUGUAUGGUGCAAUAUUCCAUUUUCUCUCUGUUAUUUCCCACUCCUUGGAAAAGCAUUCCAGGAUUGCACAAUUAACUUACAACUCUGAGAUUUGUACAACUCUCUGGUCCUCACCGAGAUAUUGUAAUGACCAGAGAGAUUCAAACAAGAGGUUUUAUUGCAAACUGAAUUUAAGGACUGUACUGGACCUAAACAGCAAAGCUUUAAUAAAACAUUAACUUGUAUCUUCCUUGCCUUAUAUGUAUAUAUACACACUCGCCUAUAUACUGCAGUCCCCACCCACCCUCCAGUGCAAUGUUCUCUCAUUUUCACCUGCAACAGCAGACAUGAGAUGUGUUCUUUUAUUUCUUACAGCACAGUGAUUGGGUUAUGUACGACUGUAAUUCUGCAUGCUGCGAUGCGUUUGUCAUCAUGUGAGCGUUGGAGGCACUUUGGUCAAACGAUACCUGCGUUACUCCACAGCAGCAGACCGAGGCUUGUGGUUGCGUCACGUGUGCCGCACCAAUGCAGCAACGGUUUAAUGUGACAGAUGUAGAGACAUUAGAGAUGCAUUCUGCACGCCCAGACGUCUCUUGCUGAUUUACAAACGAAAAAGUGUCUUGUUCAUUUAUUUAUGACUAGCAUGGGAUGCUGUUGUUUCAGGUACACAAAUGCAGAGGAAUCCAAUUGGGUCUUAUGUUUGAAUUCUUUAUCGUGACCCGGUCGAGCUGCAGAUCCUCAUGUGCAGUCUCCUUGAAAACUCGUUGUAAUUUUAUCCUGAUAGAUUUGCAUAUUGAUUAAAGGGUCUUGCAUGCAGAUCAUGGCAGUGAACACCGGGCUGUUCCCUUUUCUUAACAAUCAAGCCUACGGUCUUUGUGUUUUAAGGCUGUGUAAACUGAAUAAAAUGGAGAUGGAUGUUA
This is a messenger RNA of Paramisgurnus dabryanus, 4150 nucleotides long. Its product is annotated as gap junction delta-2 protein. NCBI's taxonomy places the organism in Eukaryota, Metazoa, Chordata, Actinopteri, Cypriniformes, Cobitidae. The record is from RefSeq and is a predicted model, not a curated record. Gene Ontology annotation, molecular function: gap junction channel activity. Gene Ontology annotation, biological process: cell-cell signaling. Gene Ontology annotation, cellular component: connexin complex.